Messenger RNA from Andrographis paniculata, 1001 nucleotides. RefSeq lists its product as uncharacterized. The record is from RefSeq and is a predicted model, not a curated record. Bases 224 to 991 code for a protein of 255 amino acids. Lineage: Eukaryota; Viridiplantae; Streptophyta; Magnoliopsida; Lamiales; Acanthaceae. The transcript has 5 exons.
GAAAACUGCUUGCCUAAACCCUAAUUUGCUGUCCUGAUCGUUUCUUCUUGGGCUGGCUAUGUCUCCUACAGCCGAUUCAGUCCUUCCCAUUCCCUUCUAGCUAAAGGCGUGUGCAGCAAAUUUCACGAUUGUUUGAUUUUUUUGUUGUGAACUACAUACAAAUCAUAUCUGAUUGGGUUCAGUUACAGAAACUGCUUGCCCUAAACAGAAUAGGGUACGUGCAAUGGGGAAGCAUAAAGGAGAAGGAAACACGAAGUCCGGCGAGCAAAUGGAAGGGCACAAUUUACUAGGCGCGCCGACGUUUGAGCAGCUGGAGAAUGGCCGUUUCAGAUGUGUGGAAACAGGCCACGAGAUGCCGGCUCACGCUAGAGACUCGUACGCCGAGUCCAAGCACUGUCGGUUGGGUCUUAUUGAUUUCGCCCUAGCUCGCAAUAGGCCUCCACUCAACAUGUUUAAGCAGGACCCAGCUUCACGUUCUAAGUUGAUCUGCAAAUUAACCGGAGUUACAAUAAAUAAGUGGGAAGAGCAUAUAUGGAAGCAUAUCAAUGGGAAGCGUUUUCUCAACAUGUUAGAGAAAAAGGAGGCUGAAAAAGAAAUGCCGAACGGAACACCUGAGAAGAAGGAUGAAGGGAAAAUCAAGAAGAAGAAGAAGAAGAAUAAGGCUAAGAAAGAGGAAAAUAUUGAUGAAAUUAUCAACAAUGUAAGGGAUUCUGCUGGAAAAAGCAGUGAAUCGGAUGAUGAAACCGAAUUUUGGAUGCCUCCUGUAGGGGAACGAUGGGAUAAUGAUGAUGGGGGCGAUCGAUGGGGCUCUGAUCCUGACUCUGAACCAGUGAACGACAAUGAUGACAACGGUGGUGAUGAAGGAAUUGAAAGCGAUAAACAUGAAGACAAUGACCUUUCUAACCGGACUAAGCGAAUGACACUUGAAAUCGGACCUAGUUCCUUUGCCUCGAGGAAGAAGAAAAGGAAGACCGAUGAUGCAUCAUCAUAGCAAAAGUAAA